This is a messenger RNA of Bursaphelenchus xylophilus (pine wood nematode), 596 nucleotides long. The record is from the annotation of a GenBank genome assembly. Lineage: Eukaryota; Metazoa; Nematoda; Chromadorea; Rhabditida; Aphelenchoididae.
AUGGGUAAUGUCGCAACCAAGAAUGUGGACAAGGAAGCUGUCAACAAGGAUGUAGGUUUAUUUUUCAUUUUACAUUUCGUGUUAUUUGUUUAGGGGAAACUUUGGAGUUUAUUUUUAAUCUCGUUUUGGUUUUAGGUAAAUGACUAUCCAAUUGUAAUGUACACAAGGCCGACUUGUGGUUACUGCAAGCUGGCCAAAGACAUUCUUCUCGAAGAACAAGCACUGUACAGAGAGAAGGACCUUGAAUUGAUGAAAGCAAUGUAUCCGGAGACUGCGCAGGUAAGUUUUUUUUUAAUUGAUUUGUUAUACUCUUAGAACUACAUCAAUGGAUUGGUUUACCAGACAAGGAGUACGUCUGUACCGCAGAUUUUUAUUUGUGGAGAAUACAUCGGAGGUAUGUGGUGGUAUCAAAACUGUUUGUUUAUUUGUUCUUUCGCCAGGCUGAAGAUUAUUCCGAUUUCCAACGUUAGUUUUAUAAUGCCUCGUUUUCAGGCUUUAUGGAGCUGAAAAAACUUCGCGAAGCAGGCAAACUUUGGAGUACGAUCAACAAAUGCCGAGAACAAUACGACCAGAAACCAGUGGUUUCGCCUCCGUGA